CCCCCCUCAGGACGGAAAGAGCCGGUGUCUUCCGUUUCAUCAUUACUUCGAGCUUUUUAUUUUCUCUGUGAAUUUGAUAAGCACUUGAGAUAUUUUUCGGCCGGUGUUGGGUUGCGAUCGAUCCGACUCCUACCGAGAAGUAAGAUUUGCGCAACCACACAGACGCGCACCCGCGUUCGAGCAGGAGGAAGGCGAGAGAAAUGGGAGCUCUGGAUCACAUCUCCGACCUCUUCGAUUGUUCCAGCGGCGGCUCCAAGCUCAAGAAGCGCAAGCAGUUGCAGACCGUGGAGGUCAAGGUGAAGCUGGACUGCGAGGGGUGCGAGAGGCGGGUGCGGCGCGCGGUGGAAGGGAUGAAGGGCGUCCAGCAGGUGGACAUCGAGCGCAAGGCGAGCAAGGUCACGGUGGUCGGGUACGUGGACCCGGGCAAGGUGGUGGCGCGCAUCAGCCACCGGACGGGCAAGAAGGCCGAGCUGUGGCCGUACGUGCCGUACGACGAGGUGGACCACCCGUACGCGCAGGGGGUGUACGACAGGAAGGCGCCGGCGGGUUACGUGAGGUACUCGCAGGACCCGCAGACGAACCAGCUGGCCCGCGCGAGCUCGACGGAGGUCCGCUACACCACCGCGUUCAGCGACGAAAACCCAGCAGCCUGCGUCGUCAUGUGAACGUGAUAUCAUGAAAAGCCAGAUGUCCCUGGCCUCGUCGGAAAGUUGUCUGGAU
Molecule: messenger RNA, 720 nt
Organism: Rhodamnia argentea
Lineage: Eukaryota; Viridiplantae; Streptophyta; Magnoliopsida; Myrtales; Myrtaceae
Product: heavy metal-associated isoprenylated plant protein 26
Exons: 2
Coding region: 201-665 (154 amino acids)
Molecular function (GO): metal ion binding
Source: RefSeq, a predicted model, not a curated record